GAGAGUAAUGGCUGUAGAAUCGGCGACCUCUAACGGUACAACAGAUGAAAACCAUCCAGAAGAAAGGGACGAGUGUAAAAAAGGAUGGUUAUUUAAGAAAACACAGUACACAAAGCGCUGGAAACGGGUUUGGUUUCAUGUCAGAGACUGGAGACUUUUCUAUGGUGUUAAUGAACAGUUAGCAGAGAAAACUAUUAAUCUGGUUGGAGCAAAAGUGGAGGUGCUGGACGAUGAUGGGAGAUUUGACUGGACCGUCACAACAAAGGACAGUAAACGCACCUUUAUCCUGUGUGCCGACAGUGCAGAAGAGCGGCAGGCAUGGAUGACUGCCAUAUGUGAGGCACAGCUGAGUUCUCAAGAGCACAACUCCAAUGCAUGUAUUUUACAAUAACUAGACUUUUAAAUGUACUUUUUUGAAAACAUUUUGAGUAUAGUUUUCUACAUCUUUUUGACAAAGUUUAAGAUGCCCUGCUGAUGUGUAGUCCAUCCCCUGGUGCACGUGACAUUUUUUUCAGAAUAACCUGGGAACUCAAAUGCUAGAAUGCCAUGUGAACUAUGACCAUUGCAGAGAUUAAUAUACACACUUCUUUAUUUAACUAUAUUAUUAUAUAUAUGUACACUGGCGGCCAAAAGUUUGGAAUAAUGUACAGAUUUUGCUGUUUUGGAAGGAAAUUGGUACUUUAAUUCACUAAAGUGGCAUUUAACUGAUCACAAAGUACAGUCAGGACAUUACUGAUGUAAAAAAACAGCACUAUCACUAUUUGAAAAAAGUCAAAUCAAAUCUAGACAGGCCCCAUUUCCAGCAGCUAUCACACCUUAUCCUUGAGUAAUCAUGCUAAAUUGAUAAUUUGAUACUAGAAAAUCACUUGCCAUUAUAUCAAACACAGUUGAAAGCUAUUUGGUUCAUUAAAUGAAACUUUGUCUUUGUGUUUGUUUUUGAGUUCCACUGUAUGCAAUAGACUGGCAUGUCUUAAUAACCUCAUUGAGCUUUUGUGAGAUCAGCUAGACUGUAAGGUGAGUGAGAAGUGCCCGACAAGACAGCCACAUCUAUGGCAAGUGCUACAGGAAGCAUGGGGUGAAAUGUCACCUGAGUAUCUGGACAAACUGACAGCUAGAAUGCCAAGAAUCUGCAAAGCUGUCAUUGCUGCAUGUGAACAUUUUUUUGAUGAGAACUCUUUGAAGUAGUUUAAGAAGUUCUGAAAUUUUUUAAAAUUGUAAUAGUAAUUACGUUAUUAAUGUCCUGACUAUACAUUGUGAUCAGUUGAAUGCCACAAAGUACCAAUUUCUUUCCAUAAGAUCAAAAUCUGUACAUUAUUCCAAACGUCUGGGUGCCAGUGUAUAUAUAUAUAUAUAUAUUAUAUGAUUAUCCUGUAACAUGUGAAAUCUUUUAGAUAAUUCUAAAUAGUUCUAUUUUGUUAAGUGAAUAAAAGGUUUUGUCAAAGCCAUCUUGAAUGUGUUUUAUA
Myxocyprinus asiaticus (Chinese sucker) is the source of this 1463-nucleotide messenger RNA. Its product is annotated as pleckstrin homology-like domain-containing protein. The record is from RefSeq and is a predicted model, not a curated record. Lineage: Eukaryota; Metazoa; Chordata; Actinopteri; Cypriniformes; Catostomidae. Gene Ontology annotation, molecular function: GTPase activator activity. The transcript has 2 exons. Bases 8 to 391 code for a protein of 127 amino acids.